This is a messenger RNA of Notolabrus celidotus (New Zealand spotty), 2707 nucleotides long. It is a transcript of the gene kif2c, whose product is annotated as kinesin family member 2C. The record is from RefSeq and is a predicted model, not a curated record. Gene Ontology annotation, molecular function: microtubule binding; ATP binding; microtubule motor activity. Gene Ontology annotation, biological process: microtubule-based movement. Bases 86 to 2218 code for a protein of 710 amino acids. The transcript has 23 exons. Lineage: Eukaryota; Metazoa; Chordata; Actinopteri; Labriformes; Labridae.
AGAUCCCUUAAAACCGGAAGUAAACCAGUUUAAAUAUUGGGCGGCGUUGAAUCUUGUACAUCGCUUGGACAGAGAAAGAGCCAAAAUGGAGAACCAUCUGUCUAGAGUCCUUGUUGGACUCUCUGUCCAAAUCAGUCGAAGUGACGGUCGGGUGCAUUCGGCUACAGUCAAGUCCGUGGAUGCCGUUCGGUCCACUGUUAUGGUCGAGUGGGUUGAGAGGAAGACGUGCCGAGGGAAGGAGGUGGACGUGACUGAGUUGUGUACUCAAAAUCCAGAGCUUUUGGACCUUGUUAACGCUGUAACCAAUAAACCUGCUGAUCCGCCUCUCCCUAUGCCUGAUAAGUAUGAGGGUCGACUGCGCUCAUCCAGGAUUCCUGCCCCUCCCUCUUCUUCUGCUCCAACAGUCACCAAGACUGAAGAAUCAGGUUGGCAAGUUGUCAACCGGUCUCAGACCAGGCAGACUUGUAUGUUCCAACCUCCAGCCCCUGUUCGAGCAUCAGUCGCCACCAUUGAGACUUCUCAUCCAAGCACGGAGACAGUCCACCCAGAUCUCCCCCCUCCAUCAGUCCUCUCAAGCUCUGCCAAUCCCAGUCGGCAGCGUAGAAGAAAUGAGACCCAAGCAGCACAGUCGCUGCCACGCGAGUCAGUAAAGGAGAAUGAUGAACCUGAGAGGAUGCCUCCUCCGCCUGCAGUUAAAAGCUCUUUGGUUAGAAGAAAAUCUGUGGCUCCCCAAGAACUGAACAAAGGCAACAAAAGAAUCUCCUGUGUCAUGAAGCCCUCUGAGAUGCACACAAAGAAGGGAAAGUUUGGCGAUAUUUCUCGACCAAACCAGAAGUUUUACGAGAUGAUCCAAGACUUCCGAGAGACCAUGGAAAUAAUCCCCAUGUCAACCACUGACUGUGUUGAACCUCAAAGGAUCUGUGUGUGUGUUCGCAAGCGGCCCCUUAACAAGCAAGAGAUGAAUAAGAAGGAGAUAGACGUGGUGUCUGUGCCUGGAAGAGGUUCUUUGCUCAUUCACGAGCCAAAACAGAAGGUGGACCUCACCAAGUACUUGGACAAUCAAAUCUUUCACUUUGACUACUCCUUCGAUGAAACCUCCAACAACAACUUAGUCUACAAGUUCACAGCCAAACCCUUGGUGCAGUCAAUUUUUGAAGGGAGCAUGGCAACAUGUUUUGCCUAUGGACAGACAGGAAGUGGGAAGACUCAUACAAUGGGAGGUGAUUUCUCAGGGAAGCAGCAGAAUAGUGCCAAAGGAAUCUACGCUUUAGCAGCCCAGGAUGUUUUCACUAAUCUCAACCAUCGGAGAUAUGCUAACAUGGAACUCUCUGCCUACGUCAGUUUCUUUGAGAUUUACAAUGGAAAAGUGUACGACCUGCUGAACAAUAAGGCAAAGCUCCGGGUUCUGGAGGAUGAGAGACAGCAGGUUCAGGUGGUGGGGCUGGAAGAGGUUUACGUGUCCUCAGCAGAGGAGGUGAUUAAGAUGAUACAGAUGGGCAGCUCAUCCAGAACAUCAGGCCAGACCUCGGCCAAUGCCAACUCCUCCCGCUCUCAUGCCAUCCUCCAGAUUGUCUUACGACGCAAUGACCGGGCCUCCACUCUCCACGGGAAAUUCUCAUUGGUGGACUUGGCUGGCAAUGAGCGUGGAACAGAUGUCAGCAGCAAUGACCGAAGCACUUUGGUGGAGACUGCAGAGAUUAACCGCAGCCUGCUGGCUCUAAAGGAGUGCAUUCGCUCUCUGGGAAUGAACAGUGAUCACAUUCCUUUCAGGAUGAGCACGUUAACCAAGGUCCUCAGGGAUUCAUUCAUUGGAGAGAAGUCAAGGACCUGCAUGAUUGCCAUGGUGUCUCCAGGCAUGGCUUCAUGUGAAUACACAAUGAACACCCUACGUUAUGCUGACAGAGUGAAGGAACUGAAUGGAAACUCCAAAGUCAGUGCCCCAGCUAAAUGUCAAGAGCCGAUGGAGAGUUCCACAGAGGAGGAAUCUGCUGUGGAUACCAGUGUGUAUGAUGCCAUAUCUCAGGUGGCAGAGCUGGAGGAGAAAGUUUACGUAGAGCUGCAGAGGUCAAAUGAACUGGUCAAGGCAAUGGAGCAAGUCUCGUACAACAUUGAGGAUGGAGUUCAGGAUCUGGUGGAACAUUCCCAAAAGUUGAUGGACUUGGUGUCAGCUCUGCAGUCUUCUGUGAAUACGGAGAGAAUGGCAAGGAUGAACCACUGAGUCAAACCUGACAAACUAACCUGGAUGAAUGCUUUUUGUCUAUUGACCUAUGUUUCAACGUGGUUCCCUUUGGUUUUAUUGUAAUUUUGGUUACUCAAAUAAAUAAAAUGUAUCCUUACACUAACUUGUAAAAAAUAGUCUAAAGAGAAAGUUUUAUAGGUUAUAAGAUGCUUAUUCACCACAUGUAUCUUAGACUCUGUGUUAAUAAUCACAUCAAACACUGAUUUUGUUGCAUUCAGACAUUAACCAGUGCUUAUGAAAAUCUUGUCAGUUCUUUAUAAGCACUAAUAAAAAAAUCAAUGAAGCUCUUAGGACUUUCUUAUUAUAGCAAAAUAAACAUGGUUUCUAUUAGUUAAAUGUCAAACUUUAACCAGGUUGCAUUUUAGUUCAUUGUUUACUGGCUAUUGCAGUUUAGCUUUACUACCAGUUUGAAUUUGAAUUGAAGAACAUUGACUUGUGCAGUAAAUAAAUCCUCUUUUAUGCACUUUU